Varroa destructor (honeybee mite) is the source of this 1691-nucleotide messenger RNA. It is a transcript of the gene Rad23, whose product is annotated as UV excision repair protein Rad23. Gene Ontology annotation, cellular component: cytosol; nucleoplasm. Gene Ontology annotation, molecular function: ubiquitin binding; damaged DNA binding; polyubiquitin modification-dependent protein binding. Gene Ontology annotation, biological process: nucleotide-excision repair; proteasome-mediated ubiquitin-dependent protein catabolic process. NCBI's taxonomy places the organism in Eukaryota, Metazoa, Arthropoda, Arachnida, Mesostigmata, Varroidae. The record is from RefSeq and is a predicted model, not a curated record.
UGCAUAUGGCGGCGCGACUUGUGGUGACGCUGUGUGAAUAAGUCGUCGUAGAGUGAUUAGGAUAACGCAGCUCCUUUUAAGCGUACGGGAGCGGUGUGGUGACUGGUGCCAGUGGUGCAAGACAAGCAGGACCCGGUAUUAAUAAGAAAAAAAAUUACGUGAGAUUUUUGUUUUAUUACAACGUUAGAGAUUCGCGUGCUCGCAACGCACCGCCUAAGCAGGGGAGACAAAAAAAAAUCUGGGUGGCAGCAGUGAUCUUCACGAGCGUUUGUCACCAUGUUACUUACGGUUAGUCUCAAGUGCCUCACGAACGAACUGUUCACCGUCGAAAUCGACGAUGAGUGCACGGUUAAAGAGAUGAAAGAAAAGAUUUUUGAACAGAAGGGCGAGGCGUUUCCGGCCGCUCACCAGAAGCUAAUCGCGCAAGGCCGAAUUAUGGCGGAUGAUGAUAAAUUGAAGACAUAUGAAUUGGAUAAGGUUAAAUUCGUCGUUAUUAUGGUAUCAAAGCCUGCACCCGCACCUGUUGCACCUCCAGGCGGAGCCAUGGCAGCACCAAAACCAGCUCCGCCCGACGCCCCAGAAUCCCCAUUAAAUAGAGAUGAACCAUCUAGAGAUACACCUACUCCCACGCGGCCGUCGAAUCCAACCCCGAACGCGGCCACGGGUGAAAGUGGACUUGUUAGAAGUGAUAAUUAUGACGGGACAGUUCGCAACAUUAUGGAGAUGGGUUACCCACGUGAUCAAGUCGAAAGAGCAUUACGAGCAUCGUAUAACAACGCUGAACGGGCCGUCGAGUACCUUGUCACCGGCAUUCCUGUUGAGGAAGAUGAGCCUGCAGUCGGUGUAAAUGUCCCAGCAACCGGGGGCGUUCCUGGCACUGGUGGUGGUGUUAUGGCUCCGGAGGGUACUCCUAGCCAGGGGGGCGAACCUCAUUUGAACUUCCUUCGUAGUCAACCUCAAUUUCAGCAAAUGCGCAAUGCCAUCCGGGAGAACCCCACGCUGCUUGAAUCUAUUAUCCAGCAGCUGGGCGCGAAUAAUCCGGACCUGUUACGGUUGAUCACGGAAAACCAGGCAGAGUUUAUGCGUCUGCUCAACGAAGAAGAUGAUGAGGUCGGCGAGGCUGAAGCAUUAGCAGCCUUAGGCGUCGCUGGUGGUCCAGGAGAAAUAGCUGGUGCCCCAAUGGUCAUGGAGGCUCAUGUGACACCCGCCGAUAAAGAGGCGAUUGAACGGCUCAAACAGCUUGGUUUUCCGGAACACCUUGUCGUGCAAGCGUACUUCGCCUGUGAGAAAAACGAGAACCUUGCGGCCAAUUUUCUUUUACAGGACGACUGAUCCGAGACGAACUACCGACGUAGAAUUGAAGGAACAAAAGCAGCCGCCAUCAUGGUAGCAGCAAUAGUAACGAUAAUAACAGCAGCAUCACCAACAACAAGAUACAAAAACCUCGAAAUAUUUACGACAUUGUGGUCGUUGCCUUUGAAUUUCAUUAACAAAAAAUACGCGACUGCGAUGACUCAACUAAUAAUAAAAAGAGCAACAACAAACAAUAAUAAAAAGAGCAAACUCAACGACGGCGCAUCGCACCAUGAUGACGUUAACGAUGACACUUUACUAACAACAACAAUAAUGGCGGGAAUAGCCGCGACAGCAAACAUAACCGCAUCGCAAACAGCUGCAAUCACAGAUAAAAA